This is a messenger RNA of Penicillium hordei, 627 nucleotides long. RefSeq lists its product as uncharacterized. The annotation marks the transcript as partial. NCBI's taxonomy places the organism in Eukaryota, Fungi, Ascomycota, Eurotiomycetes, Eurotiales, Aspergillaceae. The record is from RefSeq and is a predicted model, not a curated record. The transcript has 2 exons.
AUGAGCGUUCGGUAUAAAGAACAAAGUCUAAGCGACAACGUCGACGAUUCAAGCGACAACCUACUCCCGUGGGAUGCCUCUGAGAUCGAACAACCCCCACCCCAACGCCAGGGGUGGAGAGUAUACUUCCAUCGCCUCAAAACAGUUCUCUACAUCUCACUUGCCCUGUACGGCGUCAUGAGUCUUUUCAUCCAGACAGUCUCGUUAAUUCAAUUGCAUCAACCCAUCAGCUGUGAAUGCGGAAGCUCUACCACUGAGGCAAUAAGUAAAGGCUGCAAGUACGAUACCAUGUCCGCUGCAUGGCUGCCUGUAGCCUGUCGAGAUGACGAGCUCAGUGCCGAGUUUGAUCGCAUGGGGCCCGGACCAAACGGGCAAUGGUACUAUUGGGCAGACGAGAAUCGGACUCGGGAACUUAGUAUUGAGGAGCUGUCCCUGCUGCCAGAUCGAGGAUUACCAUUCUUUACAAACUGGGACUGGCAUGUUGCUCAUUGUACCUAUCGCUGGCGGAAACAAUUGAGGCCUGGAUUCUUGUUUGGUAAGAUGAACAUCCAGGCAGCGUAUGGUCAUGUUGUGCAUUGUGAACAGGUUAUGAGGGUGCAUGAUAGAGAGCAGACUAUUGUAUCUGGG